Messenger RNA from Monopterus albus (swamp eel), 3214 nucleotides. It is a transcript of the gene slc6a5, whose product is annotated as solute carrier family 6 member 5. The transcript is spliced from 17 exons. NCBI's taxonomy places the organism in Eukaryota, Metazoa, Chordata, Actinopteri, Synbranchiformes, Synbranchidae. Gene Ontology annotation, cellular component: plasma membrane. Gene Ontology annotation, molecular function: amino acid:sodium symporter activity. Gene Ontology annotation, biological process: nitrogen compound transport; amino acid import across plasma membrane; sodium ion transmembrane transport. The coding region runs from base 1 to 2562 and encodes 853 amino acids. The record is from RefSeq and is a predicted model, not a curated record.
AUGGCGUGCGCAAUGCAGUGUUUCAGAAUCUACAGGAUGCCACAGUUUUAUCUCACUAGUCUAGAUUGGCUCCGGUUCCCCCUGACACGUGUGUCUUUCCCACGGAGCUAUAGAAGAGCUUUGCACUUGGCGCUGUGCGCGUCUACAACCACUUCGCUUCCUGUCCUCUCCUCGUCUUUCUACAGCUGUUUUCAGCGUGCCACAAGAGUCCUGCAAAAAUGGAUUUCUCUGACCAGAGAGACAUGGCCAAACAACCGGCCAGCGCUCCCACCGGCUACAUCCCGGCAACCCGACGGAGCUGCGGGACUUACAACUAACAAACCGGACAACACGGCGCCGUGCCCGCCGCCCGCCCCUCACCAUCACCCGGCACCUCAGCCACCGCCUGCGUGCAACGAGAGCAAAACUUUUUGUCCCACGGAAAAUAAACCGGGAGAGCCGGACACAAAUAAAGCAUAUGGGACGUUUAAAAGUACCCCACCAGCGGUCCCUGGAUCCGUUGCCGUCAACUCGGCCUUCAGGAAAGAUUCUGGCGGUUCGGCUCGCGGGGGGUCCGCGCAGUACGGCGACCCGCUCCGGGCCACCGCAGAGCAGAACAACACCGCGGGCAAUUGGACGACUAUGAGCCAGACCACCAUCAUACUGGGAACAGAUGGAAACACGUCUGUUCAGCCCGGAACCGUGGCGGGGGCUGAAGACGAUGACGAGAGGGGAGAUGAGAACAAGGCCAGAGGAAACUGGUCCAAUAAACUGGAUUUUAUUCUGUCCAUGGUUGGUUAUGCUGUGGGACUGGGGAACGUGUGGAGGUUCCCUUAUCUUGCUUUCCAAAAUGGUGGAGGAGCCUUCUUGAUCCCCUACCUGACAAUGUUGGGCAUUGCCGGGAUCCCAAUCUUCUUGCUGGAGGUGGCCCUGGGCCAGUUUGCCAGCCAGGGGCCCGUGUCCGUGUGGAAAUGCAUCCCAGCUCUGCAAGGUUGCGGGAUUGCCAUGUUGAUAAUAUCUGUCUUGAUAGCCAUAUACUAUAAUAUUAUUAUGUGCUGGACACUGUACUACCUGUUCGCUUCGUUGAAGGGCUCACUACCAUGGGCUAACUGUAGGAAUGAGUGGAACACGGUGGAAUGUAAGGACAAAGACAUACUGCUGUUAGACUCGUGCAUCCUGCGGGACAGAAACAUCUCCUCCAUCAAGAAUUCCACUUUCUGUCUGUCUGCUAACGCUGCGGGAAACCUGACCAAACUGCUGAACAUGACUGUGAACAGCAACAAAUCCUACGUCAGCCCCAGUGAGGAGUACUUCAAGUACAAUGUGUUGCACAUUUCUAAAGGGAUUGAAUAUCCAGGAGACCUUCGCUGGCCUCUGGCGGGGUGUCUCUUCCUGGCCUGGCUCAUCGUGUACGCCUCUUUAGCCAAAGGAAUCAAGUCAUCCGGGAAAGUGGUUUAUUUCACAGCCACAUUUCCUUACGUGGUGCUGGUCAUCCUUCUGAUCAGGGGAGUGACCCUCCCCGGUGCCGCUGAUGGCGUCCUCUACUUUAUCACACCAAAAUGGGAGAAACUCAAUGAUGCAAAGGUGUGGAAAGAUGCAGCCACUCAGAUCUUCUUCUCUCUGUCGGCUGCGUGGGGAGGCCUCAUCACUCUCUCUUCAUACAAUAAGUUCCACAAUAACUGCUACAGGGAUACUAUUAUAGUGACAUGUACAAACAGUGCCACCAGUAUAUUCGCUGGGUUUGUCAUCUUCUCGGUCAUUGGCUUCAUGGCACAUGAGCUGAAGGUGCCGAUAGAGAGGGUGGCUGAUGAAGGUCCAGGCAUAGCAUUCGUGGUAUAUCCAGAGGCUCUGACCAGACUUCCCUUGUCUCCUUUCUGGGCAAUUAUCUUCUUCCUCAUGCUCCUGACUCUCGGCCUGGAUACCAUGUUUGCCACCAUUGAGACCAUUGUAACCUCUGUGACAGAUGAGUUCCCCAAAUACUUGAGGAAACACAAACCACUCUUCACCCUGGUCUGCUGCAUCGCCUUUUUCAUCCUUGGAUUUCCCAUGAUCACAGAGAGUGGGAUGUAUAUGCUGCAGCUGGUGGACACGUUCGCAGCCUCCUACUCUUUGGUCAUCAUUGCGAUCUUCGAGCUGGUGGGGAUUUGCUACCUAUAUGGUCUGCAGAGGUUUUGCGAGGACAUUGAAAUGAUGAUUGGUUUCCAACCAAACCGAUUCUGGAGACUCUGCUGGGCCUUUGUGACUCCAACAAUUUUAACAGGCAUCCUAGGACUGAGUCUGUACCAGUGGAAGGUGAUGACUUAUGAGGACUAUACCUACCCCACCUGGUCCAUGGUUAUGGGCUGGCUCAUGGUCAUCUGCUCUGUCAUCUGGAUCCCCAUCAUGUUCGUCAUUAAGAUGCACCUUGCACCUGGCACCAUAAUUGAGCGUCUGAAGCUGGUCUGCUCACCCCAGCCUGACUGGGGUCCUUUCCUGAUGAAACACCGCGGAGAACGCUAUAAGAACAUGACCGACCCUUUGGGAACCAGCUCCCUAGGCCUCAAACUGCCCCCCAAGGACUUCCAGCUCGGCUCCUACCAGUAGCACCCAGGCACACCCACUAUGUCUGUCACCAAAAGGAGGAAGAGGAGGAGGAUGAGCGGCAUGUCUGUUUUCAGGCUGACUUCUUCUUCAUCUUGUCCUUCCUCCUCUCCCUGUUUCUCCCAUCUGUACUUCAUCACCCUCUUUACUUCUUGUCUCCCUCUCUGUUUAGUGGCAGUGGAAACAGGCUUCCUGCCUUCUUCCUUCUCUUCAUUUUCACCACUUCUUUCCUCUCAGGGAGGAGUGGUUACCCAGGCGGAAUCUACGCCUCUGCUCCUGCUUUGUCCUUGGUUAAUCGGCUAUCAUUACCUGUCACACUUGACCACUGAUUAAUCCAGAACACUUUCCAGGGAUCUUUAUUCCAAGAGAAAACAUGUGUCCUAAAGAGACACAGCUCAGACUGAGCAAUAUUAGACUCAAUGUAGCUGCUCUUUAUAGAGCUGUGUGUCUAUGUGUGUGUGUGUGCCAUUGUAUGUAGAGAUAAUGAAUUAUAUUAGUGAAAGUAGACACAGAUAAAGAAAAGAGAGUUGAGCAAAAACAAAAACAACAGUUCAACAAGCUUGGAGGGUGAUUUGUGUUUUGUUUCAUUUGUGUAGAAAAUUCCAUCGGCAAUACAAAUAAUAUCAACUGCCUUGAAGAAGAAGAAGAAGAAAAA